AUGGAUACAUCGCUCGACAGCUGGACAUCCAGUGGUGAAGCUAGUGGUGGUCGUUAUGAUGCGGCCGAAGAAAGACCUGAUUCGGAUAGCGAUGAAGAUGAUAUCGAUGAACAAGGCCAUCCCGACUCCUUUGACAGUCUAAACACUCGACAGCUGCGCUCUAGGACGAAGUCCGGAGCUCCUGAUAGGGUUUACGGUGGAGACAACCAGGAUGACGAUGAGGAUCUGGACGACGCCGGGGCUGACUUGUUUGACAUUGGCGUGUGGGACGCCAUGGGCGUAUUGCACAGUGAAACGGUGCGCUACCACGACCGCUGCAGAUACUGCUCAACCAUCCAGUUCCGAGAAUUUGUAUGUGGCGAGACCCCUUACGAGACAGGCCGUGACGGCACCGGUAAGGUCCAUGAACUUCAGCUCCGAAUCCAGGAUUUCAGCCAGAAGGUCAAAUGCUGGCUGUGUCGCUUCCUUUUCCGCAUCUGCGUCCGCGCCAUGACCAGAGACACCUUCAGGCAAUGCUGGCAAGACGAGGCGGUCCUGGUUUUGAAGCAGGCGCCUGGGCUCCUUGCACAUCGACUAAUGAUAUCAAGCAGCGACCAGGGCUGCUGCAAAAUCGAACUUCUCGAGAGCCGUGACUCAAAAGACGUACCCACUGUCCUGAAGCGCUACUACGAGCAUGGACUAGAUGACUUCCUCAUAACAUGCCAGGAUCGGAACGAGGGAUCGUCAGCAUCAUCGAGAACAGUAAACGAGGUCUUGACGACUGCACUGCAUGAUGGCUUCCUCGACUAUGAAAUGCUGCUAUCUUGGGUUUGCUGUUGCGAAAAAGAGCACGCCGAGACAUGUAAUUUGAAAGUCGAGCCGACCAUGCGCGAGACGCUGUAUCUUAUCGACGUCGAUAGUUUUGCCGUUGUUGAGGCAGAGCCUGGAAGUAGGUACGUCGCACUGAGCUACGUCCUUGGAGGUUACCAGCCAAGUAUGAAUAAAGACUCAUGGCGACUCCCGAACCCUCUUCCUGAAGACGUUCCUCGGACCGUGUUAGAUGCGAUUUCGGUGGUUCAAAACAUGGGCGAGAAGUAUCUCUGGGUCGACAUAUACUGCAUUCCGCAGGAUCCCAUCUUGCGCUAUAAUAUCAUCAGGGAGAUGGAUUAUAUUUACGACGGCGCCUUCAUAACCAUUUGUGCUCUCACAGGAGAGGACGCGGAGAGUGGUCUGUACGGCGUGAGCAUCCCGUUUCGGAAGCCAAAUCAGGUUGUCACGUCGACGAAGAGCCAUGACUUCAUGGCAAUGCAGGUGCCACUCCUGUGGAUAGAAUUCGACGACACAGCUUGGGGCGGACGAGCUUGGACAUUCCAGGAGGCGGCCCUAUCCCGGCGGCGAUUGUGCUUCUCGCGCGUGGGAGUAUUCCUGAUCUGCAAGGAGGAACUGUUCCACGGUCUGAUAAAACUUCAAGGCCAUUCCGAGAAUCAAAUUGCAAUCCAAGUCGACAAGAAACAGAUGGAAGACUUGCCGUUUGAUAUUGACCUCAACCAUGUCCAGUGGGACUUUCGGGCAUACUAUCGAAUAGCCACCGCGUUCUGUGGACGGAGACUUACGUAUCAGUCUGAUGCCGGAAAUGCCAUUGCGGGACCUUUGAAUCGGAUGAGCGUCUCUUCAAAAGUCGAGUUCGCCUACGGACUUCCAACUCAAGAUCUCCUCAACGCAUUGCUUUUCAAUCGUCCCGGUCUUCCAAAGCGGUCAUCUGCCACGAGAGACACCACUAUGCUCAAAAGACGUCCUGGAUUUCCUUCUUGGAGCUGGCUAGGGUGGCAAGGGAAUUUGACCUACUCGUUCUGGCUUCGUGAGAGCAAUAUACUCUCAGUCUACAAUCUCGUGGGAAUCAUGUCAACAUAUGAAUACGCCGUGAGCGUGCGCCAAUCGGCAUCGAUCAGGUUGGAAAAUGCAGGUGGAUCCGAAAACUCUUGCCUCGUGAUAUCUUCAGAGAUGGCGCGGUUCCGCCUAGGUCGAGGGAGACGUAAAGAAAGGGAGAAAGUAGGUGAUGGCUUUGACCGUCUUCGCUUGAUAGCGGCACUAUCUCCAGCACCGAUAAUGCGAGAGAUCGAUCCAGACUAUUACUUGGUUGCAGGAUUAGGCAAUGAGACCUUUAACCUGAUGGCUCAUCCGAGUCAACGAAACGCAGUAAAGGCCGGGACCAAAAUGUCAGGUGAUUCCUCUGUUGGAGUGCUUUUGUCAGAUCAGAUUACGCCGAGCGGCAAAAGAGACGGUGAAGGCGAGACAGAAGAAAUUGAUCGCGGCGGUAGGUCGAGAAGAGGGGACGCUGUACGUCAGGAUAUUGAGAUUGGUACACAAGAGACAGCCGACGAGGACGGUGACGAUACCAGCUCCGCAGAUUCCCUCUUGCCGAAUGAAGGCGAACCAGAAAUCGAACCGCCAAUCUCUUUACAGCACCGUCAGCAUGUUUGGCAAAUGCUUGACGGGGAUGGAAACGUUCUGCCCUGCUCUCGAGCCAGGCUUUUGUAUGGUGAUAAAUUAGGCAACAUUGCAAGUACCGAAGACCUGUGGCUUCCCGACGAUGUCUCUUUGCAAUUUGUGCGAGAUGGCGAAAAGGAACUGGGGCUGGAGUUCAUGCUCUUGCAACGCUGGGAGUCGGUUCCAUUCGUCGUCGAACGUCUCCAACAGCGUGAAGAGAGAAAGGAGGUAAACGAGUGGUUUGGGCGUUUAUAUGACUUUGGAAGCGAGGUCUGGGCAAUGGGAAUUCGCAGGGUCAGAGAUGGACUUGAGAAGGGAGGUGAACUUAACGGCUCGGCUGAUCAAGGUGAGUGGGAACGGGUUUGUGUUGUUAUGAUGCCGUCAGAACAGUGGCUUGCUGCGAACCCCCAAAAAGCAACCGUCCGGGUAUUUUAA
Messenger RNA from Cladophialophora psammophila CBS 110553, 2901 nucleotides. RefSeq lists its product as uncharacterized. NCBI's taxonomy places the organism in Eukaryota, Fungi, Ascomycota, Eurotiomycetes, Chaetothyriales, Herpotrichiellaceae. The transcript has a single exon. The record is from RefSeq and is a predicted model, not a curated record. The coding region runs from base 1 to 2901 and encodes 966 amino acids.